CCCCCGGGCCAUCCUCAUCUCCAUGCCCAUCGUCACCCUCAUCUACUUCCUCACCAACAUGGCCUACUUCGUUGUUCUCGAACCUGACGAGGUGCUGGCGUCCGAAGCUGUUGCUCUGUCCUUUGCUGGCCGAGCCCUUGGAGUGCUGAACUGGGUCAUGCCCAUCUUCGUCGCUCUCUCUACCUUCGGAAGUCUCAACGGCUGCAUCUUCGCCUGCUCUCGCCUCUUCUUCGUGGGCGCUCGGGAGGGGCACCUUCCUCAGGCUCUAGCACUCAUCAAUGUACAUACCAUCACACCCGUCCCAGCCCUCGUGUUCUUGGGCUUUAUGACACUGUGUAUGCUCGUGACUUCCGACACGUUGGUGCUGAUCAAUUAUGUGUCCUUCUCCGAGUCUCUGUUCGUCUUCCUGUCCAUCUCAGCCCUACUUUGGCUGCGCUACAAGGACCCGCAUCGCCAUAGGCCUAUAAAGGUAAGUUCUUGA
This is a messenger RNA of Penaeus monodon (black tiger shrimp), 481 nucleotides long. RefSeq names its product Y+L amino acid transporter 2-like. Gene Ontology annotation, biological process: amino acid transmembrane transport. The record is from RefSeq and is a predicted model, not a curated record. The transcript is spliced from 3 exons. The coding region runs from base 23 to 481 and encodes 152 amino acids. Lineage: Eukaryota; Metazoa; Arthropoda; Malacostraca; Decapoda; Penaeidae. Gene Ontology annotation, cellular component: membrane. Gene Ontology annotation, molecular function: L-amino acid transmembrane transporter activity.